Tripterygium wilfordii is the source of this 787-nucleotide messenger RNA. Its product is annotated as norbelladine synthase-like. Gene Ontology annotation, biological process: abscisic acid-activated signaling pathway; defense response. Gene Ontology annotation, molecular function: protein phosphatase inhibitor activity; abscisic acid binding; signaling receptor activity. Gene Ontology annotation, cellular component: cytoplasm; nucleus. The transcript is spliced from 2 exons. The record is from RefSeq and is a predicted model, not a curated record. Bases 69 to 527 code for a protein of 152 amino acids. NCBI's taxonomy places the organism in Eukaryota, Viridiplantae, Streptophyta, Magnoliopsida, Celastrales, Celastraceae.
AAAGGAAAGAAGAGCGCAAAGAUUGAUAGAUUAAGCCUGCAAAUACCAAGAAGAAGAAGACAAAAAAAAUGCGUGGGAGAAUAUCACAAGACACACCUGUAGGAGUUCCAGCCAAAAUGGUGUGGGAAGUGUAUAGAGGGCUUGAACUUUCAAGGCUUGUUGGUGAAUAUCUUGCUGAUGUUAUUGGGAAGCCACAAGUUCUUGAAGGAGAUGGAGGUGUUGGCACACUCAUCAAGCUUAAUUAUCCACCAGGAACUCCUGGAAUCAGAUACAUGAUAGAACGAUUUACAAAGAUCGACCAUGAAAACCGCGUGAAGGUAACAGAGAACGUUGAAGGAGGAUUCAAAGGGCUCGGAUUUGAUUACUACGGUUUUCGCUUGGAGAUCAUAGAGAAAGACAGUGAAUCUGCUAUUAUUAGAUCAUCCAUUGAGUACGACGCUGAUGACAAGCUAGCAGAUGUUGCCGCCUCCAUCACCACCAGGCCAUUAGAGAUUAUAGCAGAAUUUGUCGGCGAACACCUCUCGUAGAAGAAAGGCAGCACUUGAUUUAGAAUCCGCCAUAUCCCUUUUACAUUUUCUUCGUUGCUCUUGAAUAAUACAUACCCAUCAAAACGGGUGUUCUUCGUUGCUCUUGAAUAAUACAUACCCAUCAAAACGGGUGUUCUUCGUUGCUCUUGAAUAAUACAUACCCAUCAAAACGGGUAUUCUUGAAUAAUAUAUACCCAUCAAAACGGGUAUUCUUCGUUGCUCUUGAAUAAUACAUACCCAUCACAACGUAUUUGGGGCCU